UGGCAACCAGCAGCUGCCGGGCCAGCAGCCUCUACCGCAGCAGGGGUGGGGCACUGGGGGAGGGGGAGAGAGAGAGGAGGAGCCAGAGGAGGUGUCUGCUGCAAGUUCCUGGCUGCUUCCGAGCUCACCCCAUCCUCCGAGAGGGAGGAGGCCCAACUGGUGAUGCUGCUGCUGCUGCCGCCGCCGCCGCCGCCUCUAUUGCUGAUACUUUAGCGGGGCUGGAAGGGUGGUUCCUGUUCGCACUAUCGCCAACCAGAGACAGACAGAAAAAAAAAAAACAAAAACCGGCAGCCGCUGCUGAUGUUGGGUUCAGAGGCUGCAUCCGACUCGGUCACAAGGAAAAUGGAUUCAGUUUGCAUCUCUCCCUCCUUUAAACAGCUUCUCCGGGUCUCAGCAUGGGCUUCCAGGGCAGCGGUUGAGGAGACCUUACCAAGGAGCACCACACAGUAGAUGCUGAGACAUCGUACUCCAGGAUAAGAAACAGUAACAUGGCAGCACCUGCUUGAAAGAAAUUAAAAACCAACAGACUCCAUUUAGAAAGGAACAAUGUCCAAAAAAGGGCGAAAUAAGGGCGAGAAGCCCGAGGCACUCAUUGUUGCCCUUCAAGCUGCCAAUGAAGACCUCAGGACCAAGCUCACAGACAUUCAGAUAGAGCUGCAUCAAGAGAAGUCCAAGGUAUCAAAGCUUGAAAGAGAGAAGACUCAAGAAGCCAAGAGGAUUCGCGAGCUGGAGCAGCGCAAGCACACGGUGCUGGUGACAGAACUCAAAGCCAAGCUCCAUGAGGAGAAGAUGAAGGAGCUGCAGGCUGUGAGGGAGAACCUUAUCAAGCAGCACGAGCAGGAGAUGUCAAGGACGGUGAAGGUGCGUGAUGGAGAGAUCCAGAGGCUCAAGUCUGCUCUCUGUGCUCUCCGUGACGGCAGCAGUGACAAAGUAAGGACAGCGCUCACCAUUGAGGCCCGGGAGGAGGCCCGGAAACUGUUUGAUGCAGAGCGUCUUAAGCUCUUACAGGAAAUUGCGGACCUGAAAACGGCCAAGAAGCAGGUGGACGAGGCUCUGAGCAAUAUGAUCCAAGCAGAUAAAAUCAAGGCUGGGGACCUUCGGAGUGAGCAUCAGUCCCACCAAGAAGCCAUCUCGAAGAUCAAGUGGGAGUCGGAGCGGGAUAUUCGGAGGCUGAUGGAUGAAAUAAAAGCCAAGGACAGGAUUAUCUUUUCCCUGGAAAAGGAACUGGAGACCCAGACAGGCUAUGUACAGAAACUUCAACUUCAGAAGGAGGCUUUGGACGAACAACUGUUUCUGGUCAAGGAGGCUGAGUGCAACAUGAGCAGCCCAAAACGAGAAAUUCCAGGAAGGGCAGGUGAUGGUUCCGAACACUGCAGCAGUCCUGAUUUGCGAAGAAAUCAAAAGAGAAUAGCUGAAUUGAAUGCCACUAUAAGAAAAUUAGAAGACAGGAAUACCUUGCUUGGAGAUGAACGAAAUGAACUGUUAAAACGCGUGCGGGAAACCGAAAAGCAAUGUAAACCUCUCCUGGAAAGGAACAAGUGCCUCACCAAGAGAAACGAUGAACUGAUGGUGUCCUUGCAGCGCAUGGAAGAAAAACUAAAAGCCGUUACCAAGGAAAAUUCAGAAAUGAGAGAAAAAAUAACAUCCCAUCCACCCCUGAAGAAAUUAAAAUCUCUGAACGACCUCGACCAAGCUAAUGAAGAACAAGAAACAGAGUUUCUAAAACUUCAGGUCAUUGAGCAACAGAACAUAAUUGAUGAGCUCACAAGGGACCGAGAAAAGCUCAUCCGUAGAAGAAAGCAUAGAAGAAGUUCCAAGCCAAUUAAGAGGCCUGUUUUAGACCCUUUUAUUGGCUAUGAUGAGGAUUCUAUGGAUUCAGAGACAUCAUCCAUGGCCUCAUUUAGAACAGACAGAACACCAGCUACUCCUGAUGAUGACUUGGAUGAAAGUUUAGCAGCUGAAGAAUCUGAACUAAGAUUUCGACAAUUAACAAAAGAAUAUCAGGCCCUCCAAAGAGCAUAUGCCCUCCUGCAGGAGCAGACGGGAGGCAUCAUUGACGCUGAACGAGAAGCCAAGGCUCAAGAACAGCUUCAAGCAGAGGUGCUAAGGUAUAAAGCAAAAAUUGAAGACCUGGAAGCGACUCUGGCUCAGAAAGGGCAGGAUUCACACUGGGUAGAAGAUAAACAACUUUUCAUUAAGAGAAACCAGGAGCUUUUAGAAAAGAUAGAAAAACAGGAGGCAGAAAAUCACCGGUUACAACAGGAACUACAGGACGCCAGAGACCAGAAUGAGCUGCUGGAGUUUCGAAACCUAGAGCUAGAAGAGAGAGAGAGACGAUCCCCUCCAUUUAAUCUCCAAAUUCACCCAUUCUCAGAUGGUGUGAGUGCUCUACAGAUCUACUGUAUGAAAGAAGGUGUUAAGGAUGUGAACAUCCCUGAUCUCAUAAAGCAGCUUGACAUCUUGGGCGAUAAUGGGAAUUUAAGAAAUGAAGAACAAGUGGCCAUAAUUCAGGCCAGCACUGUGCUGUCCCUGGCAGAGAAGUGGAUCCAGCAGAUUGAAGGAGCAGAGGCUGCCCUACACCAGAAAAUGAUGGAAUUGGAAAGUGACAUGGAACAGUUCUGCAAAAUAAAAGGCUAUCUGGAGGAAGAACUAGACUACAGAAAACAAGCUCUUGACCAAGCAUAUAUGAGAAUCCAGGAACUAGAAGCUACUUUGUACAAUGCUCUACAGCAAGAAACUGUUAUCAAGUUUGGUGAAUUAUUAAGUGAAAAACAGCAAGAGGAGCUGAGGACGGCAGUAGAAAAGUUACGGCGGCAAAUGCUGAGGAAGAGCAGAGAGUAUGACUGUCAGAUUCUUCAGGAGAGAAUGGAGCUCUUACAGCAAGCCCAUCAGAGAAUUCGUGACUUAGAAGAUAAAACAGACAUCCAGAAAAGACAAAUAAAGGACUUAGAAGAAAAGUUUCUGUUUCUAUUCUUGUUCUUCUCUCUUGCCUUUAUUCUAUGGCCUUGAUGUCAAGGUGCCUCUUAAAGAGUAACCGAAAACAUGGAUAAGAUCCCAGAAAGACAAAUGCUUCUAAACCUUCAAAGAUGGCAAAAUUGUUUACACCAGUGAGAGGGAGAUCAAAAGCUAAGAACUACCCUGUAGCCAGGACUACAACUGUGUAUUUUAAAGCCAUUAUUCAAGGUUUCUUACUUGACAGUUCCUACACAACUCUGUUGAAAAUCUACAAUAUAUGCUGCAUUUAAUGAAACAUGUAAAUGUCAAAUCAGAAGAGAAGAACUAUAAACAUAUAUUGUGUAAAGAAAAAGUUCAGCAACGGAACUAGUUUCAGCAGAUCAAGCAAAGAUGUGUCUUGGGCAUGGAACCAAAGUUACAAUGAAACAUUCAACCCCUGCUGUGCAGGGGGGUCAUUUUAAUGUAACACCACACCCCAUGGAAACACUAGUCCUGAUAAUAAACAUCAUUUUAAAAGAUCAAAACAAACAAACAAAAAAAAACAAGGGUGGGUGGGGAGUGAAGCACGAGGAAUACCUAUGAAGAGCUAUUUACAAUAAAAUGUUUCAUUUGAAAAGUCUGGUUUCUUACUACAGGGAUUUGCUUUUCUGUCUUUAUGAUUGUUUUAAACUCAGGAACAGAGACCUCCGCAUCGUGAAUGGGAAGAAAAACACUCUUGUUUUUUGUUUUUCUGCAAAAGGUGGAGCUUGUGGGAUUCAUUCCACAGACAACAGAUGAGAAGUGGAUCACAGUGACCAUAACAAAACUGGUAACCAAGUCAAAGGACCUGGGAGAAUGUAACAUGUGAAAUAAAACCAGAUUCGAUGCUUCCUUGUCCUACUCUCACAUCUGCAUCCCUCCAUCAACAACGGACUGAUCUCAUUCAUAUUGAAAACUAAGAAGAUGAUACUGUAAAUCACAUGCUCCCUGACGUAGUUCUGUUUAGAACGCCAACAUCUAUAGGGAACAUGGGCCAGAGAGCAUCUCUGAAUCUUUCAUUUCCAAAAUACUGGUUUUUCAAAUGGCUGCUUAAAAUUGCCUGCAAAUGAAUAUGCUAUCUAUGAUUUGGGCAAAAACACAACAGAAUCAAUGAGUAAAUUUCUACCAAGAGUCGGGUUUGCCACAGAGAUGUGAAUAUUAAACUAAACUAUUAUUUUUCAAAGAAUCCUUAUAUGCCUAGAGCAUUCUGACCUCUUCUUGUUUAGAGUGAUAAUAUUUUUUCCCAGACAGAUGACAGCAACAAGAUAGCUCUACUUUUUUAUAUAGAAAUAACAUUAUGUUACUGACAAGGUCAUUUUCUACCAGAGAACAAUUAGAAGACUGGUACUUUUCCUAAGUUGUGUAUUACUGAGUCUUGGAUUCAUCUCUGAGAGCAAAUAUAUGUUCCUGAAAAACUAAUUUUACACCUCAUUUACUGUAGAUAACAGAACAACCUCAAUUUUUCAAAUUUUCCAAGUUUUAUUUAUGGGGCUAGAAUUCCCAUGCAUAGAGAAUAUGUGUAGGGAGCCAGAAACUCUUUCUAUGAAACGCUAUACAAAUCUUUCCAUAUGUGGGUUCAGUAUCAUCCUUCAGUUUUAGCACUGGCAUUUGCAAAGCCAGAACAAUAACUGAAGAAUGUACAAUAAAAACUGGAAUGCUGGGGUCCCACUUUUUGUUCUUACAUUUACUGCUGACCCAGGUAUCUUUGGCCCAGUCACUUAACCUCUCUGUGCCUCAGUUUCCUCAUCUGCAAAAUGGGGUUAAAAUGCUUUUUCAUAAAGUUUUAUUUGCAAUUUUAGAACAAGGGGUGCUUAAAGUAGCACAAUGUGCUUUGUAAUUAUUACAAGUGCUGUAUUAUUUGACUUUCUUGUGUUGUUGACAAAAAGAUUCCCUCAUGUAAUAAAAUAGUGCUUCGGUUUGGUUAAAUUUAAGCACUAUAGCACUGAAGCUUGCUUAUCAAGCUACUUGGGACAUUAUUAGCAAUAAAAAUUGAGAGAUUCAAAACCAGGAUCUUUAAUAAUCUAUAGCAAACAGAUCAUCUCAUGCUAUUGAACAAGAUAGAAGAGUUUGUCAUUUAUAUGAUAAGCAUCUCCCAGCUCUCUUGAUUGCAUAUGCAUGCCAUCAUACAGAACUCCACUUUUAUCACAGGAGAGCCAAUCAUCAAACAAAGACUUGGAGCAAACUGACAGUAUCACAUAAUUAGCUUGAUAAUCUUUUAUUCUGGAGGCAAGUCAGAUGACAUGUCCUACUUGGAAGAUACAAAACAGACUAUCCUACUGGAUUCUUUUUUGUUGUUGUUGUUGUUUUGUUUUUUGAGAUGGAGUCUUGCUUUGUUGCCCAGGCUGGAGUACAUUGGCACGAUCUUGGCUCACUGCAAGCUCUGCCUCCCAGGUUCAAGUAUUCUCCUGCCUCAACCUCCUUAGUAGCUGGAAUUACAGGUGAACACCACCAUACCUGGCUAAUUUUUGUAUUUUUAGUAGAGACGAGGUUUCACUAUGCUGGUCAGGCUGGUCUCGAAUUCCUGACCUCAAGCGAUCUGCCUGCCUCAGCCUCCCAAAGUGCUAGGAUUACAGACAUGAGCCACCAUGCCUGGCCUCCUGCUGGAUUCUUUAUUCAACUAGGUAGGUUCAAGAUUAAUGAGCCAUAGGCUCAUUAGGCAAAAAAUGUGAAAGAGGGUGCCUCUACAAUGUUGGUGACCCAACCCUAGCAAACUUGAGUCAGAAAAUAUGGAAGAGGAUAAAUUACUCUCACAUAUCUAAGACUUUUCCAUUUCUCUUUAUUCCAGGGCCCCUAUGAGUAAAUCUAUAUUCCAUCUGCUCCAACACACACCUUCCUUCUCUUAAUUUUGUUUUCCCACCCACCAAGAAAUUUGUAAGUCAAAAUUUAUUUCCAUGAACAAGCUAUUUCUAAAUGAGUGGAAAUAUUUGCAAAUGUGGUAUGGUUUAUAUGCCUCAUCGGCUUAUGUGCUGUAAAUCAUAUGAGAACAACAGCUAGGAUGAUUGUCCAAGCAGUUUUAGAUGUGUUUAGGGUCACACAAAAGAAGGUUUGUUUUUUCUUUCUUUUUGCUUAAGAUCCAAGAGAUUAGCAAAUUUCUCUAGACUAUAGGCUGAACUGUAAGUUUUACCAAGUCUUGCUCAUGAGCCUCAAAAUUAAUAUAUCCUUGAAUAAAGUCUAAAUAUUUCAAUAGA
Piliocolobus tephrosceles (Ugandan red Colobus) is the source of this 6161-nucleotide messenger RNA. It is a transcript of the gene JAKMIP2, whose product is annotated as janus kinase and microtubule interacting protein 2. The transcript is spliced from 22 exons. The record is from RefSeq and is a predicted model, not a curated record. Gene Ontology annotation, molecular function: kinase binding; microtubule binding. NCBI's taxonomy places the organism in Eukaryota, Metazoa, Chordata, Mammalia, Primates, Cercopithecidae. Bases 547 to 3009 code for a protein of 820 amino acids.